AUGGCACAGAAAGGCGGCAUGUUUAUCCCCAUGUAUCAACGCGAGGCUUUAUGGAUCGACUUUGAGAGUAGAAAGAACUACGCCAUCAGAAUCCACGUCGGUAACGUCAACAUCGUCUCGGGUGAGCCCAGAGUCCCAACCUUUGCGACCGAACUUCCUCGUCGACAGCUCUUGAAGCAAGAGAAGAGUAUCCAGGAUUACAUUGUUGUUCCCGACCAGAAGUGGAUAGACGGUGUCGCUACUGAGCCCGGCCAAGUUCGUCAGUUUGUAGCCAUGCCUAUUGCAACCAACUGUUCCGUCGAGGCCCAAAUGAACGGUGAAGAGUCCACCGCCGGCAUUCAGUUUGACAUCACGCGCCUUGAUCCUCUCCUCUCUGGUCCCAAAGGACAACAUCAACAUAAUGGUCAAAGAUCUCAACGGCGAAACAUCCAACUACUUUCUUUCGCGUUUCAGCAGAGUCGAAACACUAAAGUUGCUCGUCAAAGCAAAGGCUGGAGUCGAUGUUGCCUAUCAAAGCUUGGUAUCCUCAUCGCAAAAGCUUCAAAGUAUGGACUACACGCCUCAUCAAUGCCAGGCUCCCAUUCAAUGACUGAAGAGCCAGAGAUGAACAUCGCUUCUGGCGGUCUCAUCCGUCAAAACAUCGUGGAACAACCCAAGGGCGAAUACAAAAAGACGUCCACAGUCACAUUCAAUGUGCAGAUCCUCAACAGUACAAGCUUCAAGCGAGUUACGGGCCAGGACCCCCCAAAAAGCCCCAUCUCAGCCGCUACUUACGCCAAAGCUGGUCAUCCAUUCUUUUCGCUCGACGAAGGACCAGCUACUAUCUCUGGCAACUUCUCUGAUUUACAAUCGCUGGCUCAGCUCAAAGGGCGGCAUGAGCGUAACGUUGGUGGCAUUCCCAUUCAUGAUGUUGAAACUAAAGAGAUCCUCCGCGCGUGGGUUUGCAAGGCCUGCAAGGCCAAGAACACUGCUGUAAUGCGGUCCUGCAAGUCGUGCAAGGGGCGCCGUCCUCCGUUGAAGAAGCGCAACAAGAUCGGAAUUCUGAAUCCUGAAGGAUCCAAGGCUCCUUUCCGACUCUCUUGGGAGAUUGCUGAAGAACUCGAGAAGAAGCUUACACUGUUUUAA
This is a messenger RNA of Fusarium oxysporum Fo47, 1125 nucleotides long. RefSeq lists its product as uncharacterized. Bases 1 to 1125 code for a protein of 374 amino acids. The record is from RefSeq and is a predicted model, not a curated record. The transcript is spliced from 3 exons. NCBI's taxonomy places the organism in Eukaryota, Fungi, Ascomycota, Sordariomycetes, Hypocreales, Nectriaceae.